AGCACUCAUCAGGAAGUAACCGGUUCAUUUUUUUUUUUUAACCAUAAACGGUCUUCAAUGAGCGACACACACUACACACUGAUCUUUAAGUGUCAUUAAGCGUAAAUAAAUCAACAUGGCGAAGAAGAGGAGCGGAGUCCGAGAGCCUGACGGCACUUCUCCUUUGAUAGAAGAGGAAUCAACAAGAAAAGAAACGCAGCCUGUUAAAGCAGCGCAGUAUACCGGAGGAGGAUCUGCACGCAUGUCCCUCCUCAUCCUGAUCUCCAUCUUUGCCUGUGCUGCUUCAGUCAUGUAUCUGGUUUACAGAAAUUUCCCGGAGCUGAGCGAAGAUGAGAGGGACAAGAUAAAAAUCCCCAAAGACAUGGACGACGCUAAGGCACUGGGUACCGUGCUCUCCAAAUAUAAGGACACCUAUUACACCCAAGUGCUUUUAGCUUAUUUUGCUACUUAUGUCUUUCUCCAGACAUUUGCCAUUCCAGGUUCAAUUUUCCUCAGUAUCCUCUCUGGUUAUCUGUAUCCCUUCCCCUUGGCCCUGUUCCUGGUUUGCCUGUGCUCAGGUUUGGGAGCGUCUUUCUGCUACAUGUUGUCUUAUUUAGUGGGCAGACCCGUGGUGUACAAGUACCUCACAGAGAAAGCACAGAAAUGGUCACAACAGGUCGAUAAGCACCGAGAACACCUCAUCAAUUACAUCAUCUUUCUGAGAAUUACGCCUUUCCUCCCAAACUGGUUUAUCAACAUCACGUCCCCAGUCAUCAAUGUUCCUCUGGGAGUCUUCUUCUUUGGUACAUUUAUCGGAGUUGCUCCUCCAUCUUUCGUAGCGAUAAACGCCGGAACGACACUCUACAAGCUGACCACAGCAGGCGAAGCCGUGUCCUGGUAUUCUUUGGCCGUGCUGGCUGUCCUGGCCGUCGUCUCUAUUCUCCCAGUGUGCUUCCAGAGAAAGCUGCAGGAAAAGAUGGAGUAAAGUGCCACCUCACUUCUUCUACCCGUCAUCGAGUUCACCCUGCUUCUCCUGGUCCUCAUACGCACAACUGUGCUUUUCUUUCACGAUGAGCCCAGAACUGUUGAACUCAGACUAGCUCGUGAUCAAAUGUUUGUUCUUUUUCUUUGUCACAGAAUGAACAUUUAUAUCUGUUUUCUUUUUGUUUUUCACCAACCUUGUGUCGGAAUUAACGCUCCUACAUGGAGUCAUUUAUUUUUAAAUUUUCUAACUUUCAAGCAAUACCUGAAGGUGAGGUGGUUUUAGCCCAUGUUGCAUCGGCAGCACAAACAGGGUGCUAUGUUGGAAGAAAUUUAAAUACAUCAUCCGUCACAUAUGUCGUGCGCAUAUUAUAUUUUAUUAUAUUAUAUGAUGCAGUACAUGGAGGAUAUUACACAGUUGCACGAAGAUAUGAAGUUUAUCUUCGAGCCGUGAACAUAUUUUCAACAUGAGAAGAUAAACUUCAUGGACGCAUCUACCCAAAAAAAUACGCAAGUUAAUUAAAAAAAUUGUUUUUGAAUUUUAUUUAAAAAUGUAAUUUUGAAUCGGUUCCCGCACAUCUAGUCAGCGGGAAAAUACUGGAAGUGACAUCAUUGGAGUGAAAUAUCGGGGGGAAAUAUGUCAGUCAGAUCCAUGAUGUGUUUUGUUUGAAAAAUGCGAGUUUUUCGACACGAGAAGAUAAACUUCAGAUCUUCAAGCCGACAUGUGAUUUUCUUUUUAUUAUACAGACACAUUCACAAACAUAAAGUACCCAAAUUUAUCAAGACAAUUCAUCGAUUUCGAUGAGCGAGAAUAUUUGACGGCUAUUCCACAAAAUCGAAUUGUACCCGAGCUGAUAGCCGAUGAAGCGAGUUAGCUAUAAGCCAUGUACGAUGAGAUUGAGUGGAAUAACUAUUUUAUUCUAUCCACAUUCACUGGAUUUUGAGAAAGAGAGCCUCCUUUUUUUUUUUUUUUGUUGCAAAUUCGAUAAAUAGAAGCUUUAUCUGAAAUGUCCGACAAAAUAAUUUCCGCUUAGAAUGUAAACAAACCGGCGCAAUGACAGUAGUGAUUUGUGAAAAAUGCUAUAAUUCUUGAGAAAUUAAAAAAAAAAGAUACGUUCUUACCAUCAAAUACUUUUAUUCCAUAUUUUGUUGGGCUUUUUUGUAUUUAUUUAUCUCAUCUCGUUAUCUGUAGCCGCUUUAUCCUGUUCUACAGGGUCGUAGGCAAGCUGGAGCCUAUCCCAGCUGACUAUGGGCGAAAGGCGGGGUACACCCUGGACAAGUCGCCAGGUCAUCACAGGGCUGACACAUAGACACAGACAACCAUUCACACUCACAUUCACAC
Neoarius graeffei (lesser salmon catfish) is the source of this 2302-nucleotide messenger RNA. It is a transcript of the gene tmem41b, whose product is annotated as transmembrane protein 41B. NCBI's taxonomy places the organism in Eukaryota, Metazoa, Chordata, Actinopteri, Siluriformes, Ariidae. Gene Ontology annotation, cellular component: endoplasmic reticulum membrane. The transcript is spliced from 7 exons. The record is from RefSeq and is a predicted model, not a curated record. The coding region runs from base 116 to 964 and encodes 282 amino acids.